UCAGGAGGAUUUGGUAUAGAUUUUUCAUGUAAUAUUGAUAAUGUGGAAGAAGGCAUUGCUAAAGUAGCAAAGGGAUUGUUAGAACAUGGAGUAACAUCCUUUUGCCCUACAUUGGUUACAUCUCCUACUGAGAUAUAUCACAAAAUCUUACCAAGAAUAAAGAAACAAAAUGGAGGUAGUCAUGGUGCUGGCGUGCUAGGUGUUCAUAUAGAAGGACCAUUUAUUAGUCCAAACAAGAAAGGUGCCCAUCCAGAACAUUAUAUCAGAAAAUUUGAACAGGGAUUUAAAUCAGUAACUGAUAUGUAUGGUGAUCUAGACAAUGUGUGCAUGUUUACGUUAGCACCUGAGAUAUCGAAUGCUACAUCUGUUAUUGAAGAGUUAUGUAGAAGAAAUAUUAAAGUAUCUCUUGGACAUUCUGUAGCAAAUUUAAAUGAAGGAGAAAAAGCAGUUAAACAUGGAGCAUCGUUUAUCACUCAUCUAUUCAAUGCCAUGUUGCCU
Messenger RNA from Cyphomyrmex costatus, 498 nucleotides. Its product is annotated as N-acetylglucosamine-6-phosphate deacetylase. Gene Ontology annotation, biological process: N-acetylglucosamine catabolic process. The annotation marks the transcript as partial. The record is from RefSeq and is a predicted model, not a curated record. The transcript has 3 exons. NCBI's taxonomy places the organism in Eukaryota, Metazoa, Arthropoda, Insecta, Hymenoptera, Formicidae. Gene Ontology annotation, molecular function: N-acetylglucosamine-6-phosphate deacetylase activity.